Rhizopus microsporus ATCC 52813 is the source of this 473-nucleotide messenger RNA. RefSeq lists its product as uncharacterized. The transcript has a single exon. The record is from RefSeq and is a predicted model, not a curated record. The coding region runs from base 124 to 306 and encodes 60 amino acids. NCBI's taxonomy places the organism in Eukaryota, Fungi, Mucoromycota, Mucoromycetes, Mucorales, Rhizopodaceae.
ACACAAUACUUACAGAAUUACCUCUGUUCCUUUCCUCGUUUUUCAAUAUGUUUAGAGGUUAACUGGUCGUCAUUAAAUUUAGCUGAUGACAGAAAAGAAGUGAGCUGGCCUGUUGUACUUGAUAUGAAAGAGUUCAUUGUAAAUCACUAUGAUGGAAAAGGUUUGAUUCGUGAGCGUGGCGAUUGGAAGCGACGAUUGAAAGCAGUAACCACAAACAUGGGAUUCAAAACUGUCAGAUUCAAUGAAAAUGCGUGGCAAGCUAUCCACGAAGCGUUGAUAAUCCUACAAAUCUUCCACAGAAUCUAGUAAUUGUCGUGUUUAUAUAGAUCAUGUAUCACAUUUUUUAUUUAUUCAUCAUCUACUAAUAUAAGACGUCAGAUAUCUGUAGUCGUCAUCCCUCGUAUAUAUUCGGGUCGUGCCCUCAUUUAAUCGCUUUUUUUUUCCGAAUAAAACAGCAAAUGCUGUCAAUUGAC